This is a messenger RNA of Drosophila obscura, 1725 nucleotides long. RefSeq names its product L-threonine ammonia-lyase. Lineage: Eukaryota; Metazoa; Arthropoda; Insecta; Diptera; Drosophilidae. The record is from RefSeq and is a predicted model, not a curated record. Gene Ontology annotation, molecular function: L-serine ammonia-lyase activity; threonine deaminase activity. Gene Ontology annotation, biological process: L-serine catabolic process; L-threonine catabolic process. The transcript has 5 exons. The coding region runs from base 77 to 1495 and encodes 472 amino acids.
UUCCAGCAUUCAGCAGUAUUCAUCAGGCAGUUGUCGGCAAGCAGUCGUAGGAGCUGGAAUAACAUUGAGGGAAAACAUGUCGCAGGCGGUAAAAACGGAAACGACCAAGGAGCAAAAUGUCACAGUUCCGAAAAGCAAUGGGAAUUCCAAUGGAAAUAGCAAUGGCAAAGUGGAACAGCAGAAGCUGAGACCCAGACACGUAUCUGGCGGUGUGGAGGAAAUCUUAGAUCCCUUUUGCGAUCCCGAGCAUCCUCAAAAGAUAUCCUUCCAUGAUGUUACAUCGGCUGCUUUUCUUAUUCGCGGUGGAGUGGAGCGCACACCGUGUCCGAAAUCCACUUCUUCGGAUCUAUAUGGCAUGGAGCUUUAUUUGAAAAAAGAUUUCCUACAAUAUACAGGCAGCUUCAAGGAGCGUGGAGCACGCUACGCCCUGCUGUCCCUCACAGACGAACAGAAGCGGACGGGAGUAAUCAGUGCCUCGCUGGGGAAUCAUGCCCAGGCAUUGUGCUACCAUGGCUGGAAGCUUCAAAUUCCCGUGACGGUGGUCAUGCCGAAAGCAGCGCCGAUAAUGAAGAUCCAGAAGUGCCGCAACUACAAGGCUCGCGUCAUUGUGGACGGCAACGAUAUGGGUGAGGCCAAGUCCCUGGCCAUGCGCAUGUCCCAGGACGAGGGUCUGCUCUAUGUGAAUGGCUACGAUCAUCCACAUAUAAUGGCCGGGCAGGGUACGAUUGGACUGGAGAUCCUCGAACAGGUGCCCGAACCGGAUGCUGUGGUGGUGCCGGUGGGCGGUGGUGGCCUAAUAGCCGGCAUAGCCACAGCGGUGAAGGCACUGUCUCCCAAGACCAAGAUAAUUGGCGUGGAGUCGGAGAAGUGCGCAAGUUUCACGAGAGCCAUGGAGAACAAGGGACCCAUUCAUACACCCAUCAAGAACACCCUGGCCGAUGGUCUGGCUGUUCCAAAGGUCGGCUACAAUGCCUAUGCCACGGCCAUGCCCCUUAUCGAUCGCAUGGUGGUGGUCAAGGAGGAGUGGAUUGCAGUUGCUAUACUCCGACUAGUGGAGGAGGAAAAGUGUGUAGUUGAGGGAGCUGGUGGUGCAGGUUUGGCUGCCAUUUUGGCCGGACAUCUCGAUGAACUGAAGGGCAAGAAGGUUGUGGUUCUGCUCUGUGGAGGCAACAUAGACACCACUGUCUUUGGACGCUGUCUGGAGCGAGGACUGGCCGCUGUGGGUCGCUUGGUGAAGUUCAAUGUGGAGAUCAGCGAUCGGCCGGGCGGCAUCAAUGACCUGUGCAACCUGCUGAUGCGCAUAGGGGUCUCGAUCAAGGAUAUUAUGCACGAGCGUGCCUGGCUAAGGGACAUCUACACCGUGGAGGUGAAAGUAAUCUGCGAAACGGUCGAUUGGUCGCACAGUCUGCAGCUGAAGAACGAACUGAAGAAAUUCUACUCCAAAGUAGAGUUCUCCGAUGUGCCACUGGCAAUACUCAAUGCCCCAGAGUCGUAGGAUCAAGCAAAAUAUGCAACAAGUACACGGUACACAUAUGAUUUAUUCACUUCAGCAGCGCAGCUAAACUUAAAGCUUUAACUUAGAGCGUAGAUAUACAUAUAUAGUACAUAUAUAUAAUCGUAAAUAUAAUCGUAAUCGAAGUAAAAAUAUGUAAAUUAGGUGUAAAUAAAUAUACAUAGAAUACAGAGUCUUGAAACGAAUUGGCCAACGCAAGGCUUGAAUAAUUU